CGCACCCGCUGCAGCUGCGCAGCCGCCGCAGCGUCAAGCACAGCAGCUCCAGGCCGCUCGGCUGCUCUCACCCCACCACAUCCCCCCCGCACACGCCCUCUCACGCCCGCCCGCCCGCGCCGCCUCGCUCGCCGCCGCGCAUCCUGUGCGGCACACAUCGCCGCCUCCUCGAGCCUGCGGCCGCACCCCUCGCGGCAGCAGUCCGUGCCGCUGCGCCCCGCGCGCCGCGCACGCUCGACUGCUGCGUGACGGCGUCUUGCGCAGCGAGCAGCACCCGCAGCACCCGGGCAUGAUCAAGGUCGCAGCGCCCGCAGCGAGCGCCAGUGCCUCGCCUCGAGGCGCCGCAGCUGCGCCCGUGUCGCGCAGCAUGGACGCUGCGCCCGCACACCCCGCGGCGGCGGCUGAGGCGGCGCCGAGCCGCACCUUCAGCGGGCCGCCCAAGCCGGAGGUCACUGCGAGCGGCCACAUCAUCGUGUACGAUGCGCUGGGCCAGCCAAUCAAGCGCAAGAGGCCACAGAGCUGUGACGCCUGCCGCACGCGCAAGAUCAAGUGUGUGCGCCUGCAGAUCGAGGGCCUCGAGAACUCCAAGGACCAGCGCUGCGUGCAGUGUCGCGCCAUCGAUGCGCAGUGCCGCUUCGACUACAUCCCCAAGCGGCCCGGCCCGCAGAGCUCCAUCGCCAAGACGAUGAAGCGAGAGGCCGAAAAGGCGGCAGCAGCGGCGGCCGCGAAGAAGGCAGGAGCCGCCGGUGCCGAUCCCAGCGCGGCAGCUAAGCAGGAGCCCGCCGACGUGGCGAUGGAGGGCAUGACUGCGCGUCGCGAGGGCUCCUCCAGCAGUGCCGCACCCAGCGCGCCCGCCGAUGAGGCCUCGGCGAUCGCCGGGCCUUCACGCCUGCCAGCGGGAGGCAGCGCGAACGCUCCGGGCUUCGGCAUGCCUCCGACCUCCGGCUCAGAGCUGCGUCCGGGCCUCAUCGUGCCGGGACAGUCGUGGGACUUUAUGUCUGGCGCAGCGCCUGGCGCACUGCCGAGCUGGUCGGCUGCUGCGGACGCGACGAUGGCCUUCGACGGCUACACCACGCCAGCGACGUCUGCCUUCUUCGUUAGCUCGCACGAGGGGCCAUCCUCGGGCGCAGCGUCGCCUCGCCCUCACAAGCGCGCGCGGCACCUGGGCAAAGUCUUCGCUGCGCCCAUCGAGCGUCCGCGCUGCCUCGAGGAUGUGGCGCCGCGGCAGACGUUCCUCACCGUCAUCGCGCUGUACUACCAGAACCUCUGGCCGAUCAUGCCGAUCGUACAUCGCCCGACGUUCUCGUUCGACCUCGUCAAUCGGCGCGACGCCGAGGACGAGACGUUUCUCGCAUUCGUGCUCAGCCUCACCGCGUAUACCCUGGUGCAAGCGCCGCGCUCCGUCAUCCCGGCGCCCUGGUCCUUCUACCGCAAGCUUCACCGCAUCUGCCACCUGACGAGCCGGCGCAUGCAGCCGCGCACGUACGAUCCGCCGCGCCUGCUCCACAUUACCACGCUGUACUGCGACCACAUAUACCUUAGCAGCGUGGGCUCACAGCCGGCCGCCAAUGCUGUGCUCGGCGAGGCGAUCCGCGUCUCAUUCACACUGGGCAUCAACGAUAUGCGCCGCUGGGUGCCGACAGACGGCACCGAAGGGCCCGACCUCAUCGAGCGAGAGCUGCGCGCUCGCGUCUACUUCCUGCUCUACGGCUCCGACAAGACGCUCGCGAUCCUGCAGGAUGCGCAGCCGAUCGGCCUGCGUGACGACGAUAGCUGGGUUGCGCUGCCCACGGCCUGCAAGGAGGAUCUCCUCACUGCGCAUGCGCUGCUGCCACAGACGAAUCCUGAGCGCGGCCCGCCAUUGCUCAGUGGCUUUGUCGCUGUGAGCAAGCUGUACCUCGUGCUCUCCGAGCACAUCGAGUCGCUGCGCGCCGAUCGGCGACGGCCGCCGCAGAGCUGGCAAGCAACGCAGGAGCGCCUCGCACACAUCCAGCGCCUGAGCGCCAAGGUCAAGGCAUUGCAGGCAGAGUGGCCAGACGUCCUCAAGAGCUCGUCUGCUCCGCUCUCGCAGCAGAUGCAGAUGCAGCGCAACGGCAGCCGCAGCGACGAGCUGCCGCACUUUCCGCCGCCCGAGCAGCCGCGUGUGGCCGCGCUCAGCAGCGUCCCGAUCGGCCUGCCCUUCUCGCCGUGGCCGACGAACACCUUCGACGAGCGCGGCCUUCCCAAUCCGGACAUCACCUCGCAGCCGUCAUCCGGGCAAGGCAGCCCACGGAUGGGCCAUGCGCCAGCUCCGCUCGCCUUGCUGCCCGAGGACGCCUGGCCGUGCGAGCUCCCUGCUGGCCCUGCCCACCAUGGCAUCAGGCUAGGCCCGGCACCGAGUGCUGCCCAGCUCAGUCUGGCCACCAGCCAGGUCGAGGCAUUCCGGCCGACACCCGCAGAGGAACCCGAGGCGCCCGAGUCGCUGUCGCUGUGGGCGACGAUGCGCGCCAACAUUCUGAUCACGGUGUGCAUGAUCCGCUUCGUCUCGAGCGAGCGUGUCGAGUUCCUCGACAGCUUGCAGGCGCAGUUCAGCGGCGUCAAGCAGCAGAGCAGCAGCGCCGACGACUGGCAAGCCGCCUCGCGCGACAUGCUGGGCGCAUUCCACGGCAUUCCGCUCGAGAGCCUGGCUGCCAACGGCCAGUCCAUGAUCGCAAAACUUCUAUACCUGGUCUCUUCGCUCCUCAACCGCUCGUCGUCUGGCUCGCACGCCUACGACUACCUGAGCAACUUCCUCGAGACGCUCUCCCGCCUGACGUCAGACCGCGAGAAGGGCAACGAGGGCUCCGACGCGUCGGGCAGCGACGACGAGUACUCCGAGUACUGAUUGUGUGCAAUCGCAUGCAUCGUUUAGAUGGAGG
Molecule: messenger RNA, 2897 nt
Organism: Tilletiopsis washingtonensis
Lineage: Eukaryota; Fungi; Basidiomycota; Exobasidiomycetes; Entylomatales
Exons: 7
Coding region: 290-2863 (857 amino acids)
Biological process (GO): DNA-templated transcription; regulation of DNA-templated transcription
Molecular function (GO): zinc ion binding; DNA binding; DNA-binding transcription factor activity, RNA polymerase II-specific
Source: RefSeq, a predicted model, not a curated record